Truncatella angustata is the source of this 472-nucleotide messenger RNA. RefSeq lists its product as uncharacterized. The record is from RefSeq and is a predicted model, not a curated record. The transcript has a single exon. Bases 104 to 364 code for a protein of 86 amino acids. NCBI's taxonomy places the organism in Eukaryota, Fungi, Ascomycota, Sordariomycetes, Amphisphaeriales, Sporocadaceae.
ACUUACAGCAUAUGCGAUUCUCUCGCCUUUGGGGUCGGUGGAGAGCUGUGUAGGCUGGCCCCGCGAGGUUGCGGGGGUUGCCGCGAGGAUCUUCUCGAUUGUGAUGGACAUGCUCGAAGAUUUGGAGACUUCUGGCGCUUCGUUCUGGUUUAUUAUUUUACUCUUUUUGCGAGUCCUGGGAUCCCGAAGGGCUGUAAGAGAGGUCGUGAGAUAUGUGGGAGCCUGCUCGUAUACCAAGCUGGGAAGUUGGUUACCUAGGGGUAACUGUUUACUUGGAGGGGCACCCUCCUGGCAGGCUGUGGAGCGGUGGGAGUACCUCGAGAAUCAGAAUCAGGGGGAAGAUCGACUGCGGGGCAUUACUUAAUUGGAGCCUGAUCUCAUAGUGAAGCUCACCAACAACUUGCGACACCAGCGUUUUGGAUCUUUUAUAAAUUCAUGCAGAUAGUAGGCAAUAGUAUCUUCUGACUCGGAG